CAAAUAGCUAUGUGAGCCCUACUGCCUAUCAUUGCGAUUCCCCUUCAAAAAGAAAAUUAUAAUGCCGCUAUACCAUGACGGAAAAACAGCAGCGACGAGACUUGGAUGGACGUACCACCCUGACUUGGAGUCAACUUCCGGAAAUCUGGCGACGACGAGAUAAUAUUCAUCUUCUUCGAGGGUAUAGGCCUUUGAAUGAGAGUUAUACACAAUGUCUGGCUAGUCUCUUUCACAUCCACAAUGAGACUGUGAAUAUCUGGACGCAUCUGCUCGGUAUACCGCUGUUUCUGCUUUCUGGGUUCCACCUCUGGAUGAUCGUGUCGACACAGUAUUCUUCUUCCUCGAAUCAUGAUAUAGUGGUAUUUGGGUGUUUCUUCGCUGGUGUCACUAUCUGUCUAUCUUUGUCGACCGCUUUCCAUACAUUUUCUGCUCAUUCAAAGGAUGCGCAUGAUCAUUUCCUCCUACUGGAUUUCAUGGGUAUACUUGCUUUGAUAGCCGGAUCGUGGAUCCCAGGGAUCUACUAUGGAUUUUACUGUCAUUCUACCGCUAGUCAGAUUUACUGGAGUAUGAUCUGCACCACCACCACAAUCUGUGCAAUGGUAAUAGCUAUACCAUAUUGCCGCACGUCAGCUUGGAAACCAUUCCGCACAAGCAUGUUUAUAACGCUUGGUCUCAGUGGAAUUAUACCAAUGACCUAUGCCGCGUAUACUUUUGGUAUCGCACAAGCGAAUUUGCAAAUGGGUUGGAAAUACAUCGUCUUGGAAGGUAUCUUUUAUCUCUGCGGCGCGGUAAUCUAUGCGUGCAGGAUACCCGAACGCUGGUACCCGGGCAAAUUCGACAUCGUGGGGGCUUCACACCAGUGGUUUCAUGUAUUCGUGUUGAUGGGUGCUGGUGCGCAUUUGAUGGGCAUCGUUCAAGCGUUUCGAUAUAACCAUCAUCCUUUCACCAGAAUGUGCGAGCAUUUCUGGGCAUGA
Aureobasidium pullulans EXF-150 is the source of this 974-nucleotide messenger RNA. Its product is annotated as hemolysin-III channel protein-like protein Izh2. Gene Ontology annotation, molecular function: signaling receptor activity. Gene Ontology annotation, cellular component: membrane. Bases 75 to 974 code for a protein of 299 amino acids. The transcript is spliced from 2 exons. The record is from RefSeq and is a predicted model, not a curated record. Lineage: Eukaryota; Fungi; Ascomycota; Dothideomycetes; Dothideales; Saccotheciaceae.